Molecule: messenger RNA, 1174 nt
Organism: Ectocarpus sp. CCAP 1310/34
Lineage: Eukaryota; Phaeophyceae; Ectocarpales; Ectocarpaceae
Source: the annotation of a GenBank genome assembly
UUCGCGAUUGCUACGCCGCUCAUGCUCUUCAAAAGGUCGAGCGCCCGAACGUUGUCUUCGAGCGUCGGUCGGUUGCGGUUUUCGGCGCCACGAACGUUCCUACGUGCGGUGUUGCCAACGGGUUUCAAGCUGCCCAGUGCGCCCGCUCGCUUCUCCUUCCCCGUUGCCCGCCCGUCCGGGCAGGGGCGCUUCGAAGAUGCAGCCCCAGCAGUCGAGUCUGUGCUUGAUUCCUUGCGGUUGCUCGAGUUGACACAUCCGUGUGUGUAUCUCGUUGUCGCCAAGCGGGUCAUGCACACCGCACAGUCCAUGAAGGUGGCCUCCGCAGACACGGCAUGGGUGGUUCGUCAACAGUGGGGGGCCGGGUGUGUGGUCCGGCGUUGCCAGGCAGUGGGAACCCGCGGCGCAAGGCAUCCGUGGGAGCUGUGUGUCUCGCUAGCUAUGAUGGCCUACUGUUGUACAGCUGCUUGAGCUGCUGCAGUGGGGGGCAGCUGGUGGGCUAUAGGGGGUGAGGGGUGGGGGGGCAGGUUCGGUUUGAGAGAGGUUUCAGAGAGGUUUAAGAGAUUCGGGGUUCGGUUUAAGAGAGAAGGGUGUGUCUAGCAAUUUUGACCUCUCUUAAAUCGGCAAUUCUUUUAAACUGAGCUCUCUUAAAACCGUAGCCCCCACUGUAUUCAGUCGACCCCGCUUUAAGGAUGCUCGCAUUAAGGAAACUCCCCGCUUAAAGGGCUAGACUCACCGUCAAGGGACCGAUACCUUCUUGCUGCGGCGCACCCGCCGCGAGGCGUGCGUAGUGGUGGAGUUGGGUCGGCACUGGUGCGUCAGGUGAUGACGAGCUGAUUGGGCUGGUCGACCCUACGGCGCGAGAAUUGUUAGACCAAGAACCCUAAGUGCAACGAGGGAGAAAGCGAGGAACCGAUUGGGAUGGACAGCAACGAGAGCGUGUACGAAGCGGAGCGGGUCGAGUUUGGUCCUGCUAGGACAGGCCACAGCGGCACCGGAGCAGCGGCACCGGAGCAGCGGAACCGGAGCAGGCGGACGUCAUCGAACCGUGGCGCUUGGACAAACGUCUCUUGUGUUAUCAAUUAUUUUUCCGUUUUUUUCCUGAAUACAGGUGUUGGGUGUGUGUGAUGACGUCACUGGUUUUGUAGAAAGACUCAGCAGAGAUGGCGCGGAUAAC